Molecule: messenger RNA, 1486 nt
Organism: Pseudoliparis swirei
Lineage: Eukaryota; Metazoa; Chordata; Actinopteri; Perciformes; Liparidae
Gene: pcmtl
Product: l-isoaspartyl protein carboxyl methyltransferase, like
Exons: 9
Coding region: 72-821 (249 amino acids)
Biological process (GO): protein modification process
Cellular component (GO): cytoplasm
Molecular function (GO): protein-L-isoaspartate (D-aspartate) O-methyltransferase activity
Source: RefSeq, a predicted model, not a curated record
GUCAGGUAGUUGAUCCCGGCAGGAAGGAACAGAUCCGGGGAAGAACUAUCGAGGAGGAGCCCGCGUAGGAGAUGCAUGCCGCGCUGCGCCUGGUCGCGGUGGUCGUCCCGAUGGGUGUGCUGCUGUCCCGGACCAUGGCGUGGAUGUCCAGCGGCAACACGCACGCAGAGCUCAUCAGCAGGCUGAGGGAUCACGGGGUGAUCCGCAGCGACCGCGUGUUUGAUGCCAUGCUGGCUACAGACAGAGGGCUCUACGCAAAAAACUCUCCUUAUGCAGACUCUCCUCAAUCCAUCGGCUACAGGGCGACCAUCAGUGCACCGCACAUGCAUGCUCAUGCGUUGGAGCUGUUAAGUGACAAACUAACUGAAGGGGCAUCGGCACUGGAUGUGGGUUCAGGGAGUGGAUAUCUCACAGCCUGCUUUGCAAGAAUGAUGGGCCCUAGUGGUAGAGUGCUUGGCAUUGAACACAUUAAUGAACUGGUUCAAAUGUCUAUAAAAAAUGUGCAAGCUGAUGACCCAGAACUGCUCACCUCUGGACGCAUCAAACUCACAGUGGGAGAUGGAAGACUCGGCAACCAAGAAGGAGCGCCGUAUGAUGCCAUUCAUGUUGGAGCAGCUGCAGCGACUGUUCCUAAGGCUCUCUUGGAGCAGCUGAAGCCCGGUGGGCGGUUGGUUCUCCCGGUGGGGCCCGACGGUGGCAGUCAGGUGUUGGAGCAGUACGACCGCCAGAGCGACGGGACCUUUCUCAAGAAAGCUUUGAUGGGAGUGCUGUACGUCCCCCUGACCGACAAGAGGCGUCAGUGGCCUGGAGGUGAGCUUUGAAUGCAGUGUGGUUGCCCCGACAGGAGGUGGCGGUGGUGCUGCAGCUCUGGGGCCCCGUAGUUGAUGGUAUCACUGAGCUCUGGUCUUCACAGCCACCUAUCCCUCUGGGUUGUCACCCAGCAACAACAAGGAGGCUCCUUCUCUGUUUGCCCAACCAGGCGGUCUUCCAAGAGGGAUAAACCCGUGAGCGACUGAAUGAGCGACCACGGCUGGACAGAUGACCUUCCUGUGAUGAGGUUAUUGUGAAUGACUGACAAAGAAAGGAUUCCUGUGGUCGAAUGGGAUUCACAGUUUUCUAUAUUGGGAAGUCAGUCAUGUUAAGCAUUGAGAAAAUGCAAUAUCAGUUUAAGAUGCAACUAAAUGUUUUCUUCUGGCUUGUGGGAAAUUUGGAUGAGUGGUAAAUUUAUGAAUGCAGUAACACAAGGCAAGGAAGUAGAUGGACAAUUCAGCAAAGUAACAAUGUAUAUAUAGAUAUGAACUUCAUACUGGCUUUAUAUACUGUAUGUCCUGUUUGACAUUGUUACUGUAGAGCAGAGGGGGCAUUGUGCCAAAUAAUUUUUAAUUGAGGCACCCCUUUUUUUUUGUCUUCUUUUUCAACUAAACAAAUAUUAAAUUGUGUACGAUUUAUGAAUAAAACCCAAUAAAUGAAUACAAUAUUGUUUUCA